Messenger RNA from Naegleria fowleri, 2058 nucleotides. RefSeq lists its product as uncharacterized. The coding region runs from base 1 to 2058 and encodes 685 amino acids. Gene Ontology annotation, biological process: ceramide biosynthetic process. Gene Ontology annotation, molecular function: ceramide cholinephosphotransferase activity; sphingomyelin synthase activity. The transcript has 2 exons. The record is from RefSeq and is a predicted model, not a curated record. Lineage: Eukaryota; Heterolobosea; Eutetramitea; Acrasida; Naegleriidae. Gene Ontology annotation, cellular component: endoplasmic reticulum membrane; Golgi membrane.
AUGUCUUCUCGUUCUUCAACAACAACAACAACCAAUCACUCUCAGGCUUCGACCAAAGAGGAUGGUGAGAGAAAUUUAUCUCUAAACAUUCCGACCGUAAACACCCAUAACGCUCCAUGUUCACCAACAAUGGAUCAUCCUACUACCACUACAACCACACUAUCCGAGAAGAAGAGCAGCUCCUCAAGUAGCAGUCAUGGUGUUUCUUCAUCGAUGAACGACCGUCCAAACAACAUUAGGGACAUUAUGGAGUGGUCUGUGGAACAAGUUCAAUCCUUUCUUGAAUCCAAACAUUUUCCUCAAUCCAUGUUGCAGGCAUUCGGAACUGAAAAGAUUGAUGGUUUGUCUCUUUAUUAUUUGUGGAUGUACUCCAACCAAUCAUUGUCAAUGGAUGAUGGAUUCAUGAAUCAUCACGGAAGAGGCAGCUGUAUGGAUUUACAAUUGAAAUUGAAUGAUCGAUUGAAUAUUGGUACAUUGCACGAUUUGGUUCAUCUGAAACACGAAUUGGAUUUGUUAUUUCGAGUUGUUGUGGACCAUCCGAAUGAUGCCAUGGAUCAUCAUGGAGUAUCUGCCCCAUCAACAACCACAUUGCUUGGUAAAUCACUGCCUCAUAUUUCUGUUCCUCCUCCUCAACAACAUCAUGAUGAAACAAUGUCUCAACAUUUGACUUCACAACAUCAUCAUCACCAUCAUUCUGGAGGAACAAUGUAUCAUCACUCCCAUCCUCAUCAUCAUUUCCUUACACGCCAUCCUCAUCACCUUCAUUCUUCACAUUCUGGCUCGUCAACCAACAUUUUAGGGAACAAAUCACCAACCACCACCACUGCAUUGCUACAAGCAUCAUCGUCCCAUCAUAGCCCAAGUCACAAAACUCCAACCUCACCAUCCAUGCCCCCUCCAUCACCACUCUUGUUACAUACAUUGGCAGAAACUCCAGUCUAUACACCCACUCCUCUCUCAAAAAAGAUUCUCUCUUCACUUCCUCCCUCAAUUCCUCAAUUAAUUAAACAAAUUCUUCCGAGUGAAAUUAAGAUAUUGGAUGAGUAUUCACCGGGAGAGAGUUGGGGCUCAAUGAUUACCAAGGUCAUUGUAUCCUUCUCUUACUUGAUGCUGUCAGUCUUUUGCACAAGUGUAACCAUGGUUGUUGUUCAUGAAAGAGUACCACAAGAUUAUCCUCCUCUACCUGAUAUUAUUUUAGACAAUGUCCCACUCAUUCCAAGUGCAUUUGCAAUUUCUGAGCUUAUUUGCCUGAUAUUGGGACUGAUUGUUCUAUUUAUUAUUAUCUUUCACAAGCACCGAGGAAUCAUUGUAAGAAGAUUAUUUGUCAUCAUUGGAACUGUGUUUUUGUUGAGAUGCCUCACCAUGUUUAUUACAUCCUUGAGUGUUCCUGGAAGUCACUUAACCAGUGAGUGCAUGAAAACUCGUGCAGCAAAUAUCACACUAACAUUUGAGGAGAAGAUGAAUCGAGCGAUUGAAAUUACCCUGGGAUUUGGAUUGAGUAUCAUGAAUGUCAAAACUUGUGGUGACUACAUGUUCAGUGGACAUGUCAGUAUUAUUACUCUCUUGAACUAUACCAUCAAUGAAUAUACUCCAAAGAGCUGGAAGGGUCUACAUAUCAUCACAUGGGUUUUGAAUUGCUUUGGAGCCUUUUUCGUAUUGGCUGCACAUGAACACUAUUCGAUUGAUGUUUUUAUUGGAUUCUACAUUAGUAGUCGUCUCUUUGUGUAUUAUCAUGAUAUGGCCAACAUGAGACACAUUAUGGAUUCACAUGGCAUUGAUAGUACUGUUUAUGUUCCAUUGUUUGACUACCUUGAAGAAAUGGUGGAUGGAGUGGUUCAGAAUGAAUUCAUUGUCAAUUUUGAAAGAAAACCCAGCAAUCGAAAUUCAAGAAGUCAAAGCAGUGGUAACAUCCAUGGUGAAGACCUUGUGCUCUCUUCCUCCCAUGAUCAGCAGACCACCAUCGCUCAAUCCCCAAACAAGAUCAAAGACAGCCUUCCCACCACCAUCGCUACCAGUACCAUUGCUUCACCUUCCAAGAAUCCAAGCAAGAACUUGUAG